This is a messenger RNA of Colletotrichum orchidophilum, 894 nucleotides long. RefSeq lists its product as uncharacterized. NCBI's taxonomy places the organism in Eukaryota, Fungi, Ascomycota, Sordariomycetes, Glomerellales, Glomerellaceae. The record is from RefSeq and is a predicted model, not a curated record. The coding region runs from base 1 to 894 and encodes 297 amino acids. The transcript has a single exon.
AUGAAGGUUCGAAAAGCCUCGCACCGAUCACUUCUCGUCGGUCUGAAGUCGGCAAUCCGCAUAAUCGUGCCUAUCAGAAACGUAAUUGUCAGCCUGUCCGUACGGAGAACCAGGAACGGUGCUCCGUCUCUGGCAAGCCUCCUCGCCCCCUUAUUAUUCCCGCUUCGCGCUUCGCUCGUUCCUUGCAGUUAUCUAUAUAGUACUCACGCCGUGUCUGGUUACGCGAUCGGAUUGGGCGCUUCCCCCCCCUGUCUUCGUUCAACGUUGCGUUGGAAAUUUCUGAAUGGGCUGGACGGCAAGAAUUGUUAUCCUUUGUUGAGAGCCCACCCUCCAUCCGCCCAAGCAACAUUGGAAGCUGAUGCGAAGCUGACGUUGGACUUUUCCCAUUCGCUCGGCAUCAGCCCACGAAAACGAAAGGUUGCAAGUCCAGCCCGACAUGGCAGGGAUUCUCUCCCUCUCUGUCUCUCUUCUUGCAGAUCGAACUCUUGGGAUGGGCAAAUUCUCGAUAUGGCUGUUGGGCCUAGUAGUCUUCCACUUCUUACUUGUGCUCUCUUUUCCUCUUUGGUACUUUCCGGGUCGCGCGCCGGGGUUCUUGGUAUUCGAUGCACGUCAUUCUUGAAGAAGUUUCUAUGGGAAAUGAAGCCUUGGCGAUGUCCGGGCGAGUGCGAGAAAACGGCCCCCACGAUAAAUCUCGUAAAGCCACCAACCAGGACCAAAAGUCCGGAACUUUUUCUAAUUGCUGCGGUUGAGGCUGACCAAGGAAUGGGGAGUGUGGCUCCCGCGCAUGCGCCGUGCAGCCACACAUGUUCCAACGGCCUCUCUGCCACCCUGCGUCGAUGCCCUCGCAUGCACAAUGUGGGUCGUAGCAAGGCAGCCAAAAGUCCGGCGUAUUAG